UACCCAUUAUUAAAUACAACAAGAGGCCUAAUAGUAAACAUUGGUCACAACAUAAAAUAUCUCUAGCAUUUUAAAUCCAAAUUUCAGUUUGAGCUUAUGAAUUGCCACACCCGUGAUUACGUGAUCCGUUUAGGCGUGAGUGUCGAGUACUUAGCCAAGUCCACAUUUAGUUUUGGUGAUCAGAUCGCAUGUCUAUAUCAAUUUUAAAAUUACACACCUUUGACAAGAGUAAAAGCAACUAUACCACUUAAAAUAAAAGUAUUCAAUUUGAAUUACGAUAACUGAUAUGAGAUUUUUUAGCACUUAGCUUUUGGUGUGAUUAGCCCUGGUAAACUGGAUUGUACUAGCUUUCAUACAAAGGAUGGUUUAGGCCAUGGAUCCAAAAGAUGGGCUUUAAUGUAUCUUCUCCAUAACUUUUUUUUUUUUGGAUGAAAUGUAAAUUUAUAUUAACACCCAAAGAAAACUAUACAUCAUGAGUUCUAGAUCUCCUAAAUCCCCCCCACCCCUACAUAGUGUAGGGGUAAGAAGAGGUUUUAUUCGAUCUAAUCAAAGGUCAAAAUAACUCAAAAAGGGCCUAAGUAUACAAUACUAAAUGCCCAAAAAUCACAAAAGAAAACGGUGCUGCCAUGAUGCACGCACACAGAUCAUAACAAUACAUCAAAAAACAUAUGCGAACAUCCCAACCAAGAGGAGGUUAUAGUGAAGUCUCCCCUUAGCCUCAACCAGAAGUCCGAUGUGUUGCAAGGUACACACAAGUCCAAGGAGGUUAUGCCGUGGCUUAGGCAUCCAUCAUCAAAAGUUGAUCAGUUCAUGCGGGUAUAAGUUGUAUAGGACCUUAUACACCACAUGCUUGAUCUUAGCAGUUAUAUCUCCCUCCGUCUUUGAUCCCCCCUCAAAUCGUAUCUCGUUACGCCCAUGCCAGAUAUAAUAAACCGUGGCACAGAAAGCGAGGCGUGCUGCCUUUGCCUUCAACGUCGAUCCUCUAUGAGUCUUCAUAAUCCACUUCACGGCACUUAGCAAGGUGGUCAUAUCAUGCCCAAGUCUCAUACAGUUCCUUAUGUGCUGCCACACCCUACAAGUAAAGGGGCAAAGGGAAAAAAGGUGUGGUAUUGUCUCCAAACCACCCUUGCACAGGUCACACCUAUUCACAAUGUGCAGAUAACCGAGGCUAUCCUGGGUAGGAAGCCGGUUUCUUAGGGCCAACCACACGUUAAAAGAUAGUUUGGGGGGAAUGUAGGAUUUUCAUAUGAAACUCAUAGGAGUCCUAACAUUACCCUUAACUCUAAGUAAAUCAUAAAUUUUUGCGGAGGUUAAUUUCCCAUUUGUGGAACGGGAAUUAAGACCAAGAAUCAUAUCAUUCAAGUUAUUAAAACAACCCCGGAUUUUAUCUCGAAUGAGACUAAGUCGCUUCAUGAGCUGGGAGUCUCGGGUGUGUGGGACAAAAUCCCACACGGUUCUACCCUUGAGGUAUACACCGUUCACCCAACGAACCCAGAGCGUGUCUUUCUUUAGAUGUACAUCCCAGAGGGUGCGCACAAGGAGGGCGUGAUUCCAUAUCUUAGCAUUGUGAAUGCCAAGGCCGCCUUCCUCUUUGGGGAGGCAAAUAUACUCCCAAACCACCUUUGCGAAUUUGCCACCCCAUAAAAAAAUACGACAUAUCGAAACAAUUCUAUCAAGAAUAGUUUGAGGCACCGGAAACACUUGGAGCCAAAACGAUUGGACCCCUUGGAUCACCGAUCGUAUUAGCUCAAGUUUACCUGCAUAUGAAAUCGUCUUGGUGUUCCAGGUGCUUAGGAAAUCAUUUACCGUAUCUAGGAGUGGCGCAAAUUGGGCCACGGAGAUUUUUAAAGGCGCAAGUGGGAUACCGAGAUAUCUCACCAGGAAAGCUCCACGAUCGAAGUCCACGAGGUCUAAAAUGCCCUGCAAAUCGUAACUAUUAACCCCACCAACGAAAAUGUUAGAUUUGUUAUGGUUAACCCUUAGGCCCGAUACGUCCCCAAACUCUUCAAGAGCCUCAACCAAUAUUCCAAUGGAGUAUUUGUCUCCUCUCGAGAAGAGCAUAAGAUCAUCUGCAUAGGCCAAGUGGGUUAUACCCAAGGACCCACAAAGCGGGUGAUGGUUAAAGCCCGAUACUUUAGAUUUCAUGGUAAGAAGGCGAGAGAAGUACUCAAGGCAUAGAACGAAAAGCAUCGGGGACAUUGGAUCCCCAUGCCUAAUGCCACGCUUACCCUUAAAGAAACCAUGCAAAAUUCCAUUCAACGAAACAGAAAAAGACGCGGUAGUAACGCACUCCAUUAUCCAACCCACAAAUAAAUCGGGGUAGCCCAGACCCUUAAGAUCAUUGGCAAGAAAAUCCCAAGAAAUAGUAUCAUAGGCCUUGCGCAAAUCCACCUUAAUCAUACAACGAGGUGAGAUUCGCUUCCUAUUGUAUCCUCUAACAAGUUCCUGGGCGAGGAAAAUGUUAUCAAACAUUAGGCGGCCAUCCACAAACGCACCUUGUGCUUUGUUAAUCAAACCCGGAAGGGUAGGGAUUAAUCUUGCCGCAAUAAUCUUCGUAAUGAUCUUAUAAAGCACAUUAGUACACGAAAUAGGUCUAUAAUCUGAGACCAUAGGGGAGUGACUAGUUUUAGGAAUUAGAGCUAUCACAGUAUGAUUUAACUGUUUAAGCAUCUUUCCCGAGUUAAAGAACUCUUUGAUCACCCGAGUCACAUCCCCCCCCACAACAUUCCAAUUUUUCAUAAAAAACGCCGAUGAAUAACCGUCCGGCCCUGGUGCCUUGUCAUCCCCAAUAUCAAACAAAGCAUCUUUAAUUUCUUUGUUAGAUAUCGGAAAUAAUAGGCUAUAAUGAACACUUGGUUCAAUCAAAGGGCCGGUUCCUAGUACCGUUUGGUCAAAGGAAAAGGUUUCCAUCUCGGUGCCAAAAAGAUCAACAAAAAAUUUUACAAAUUCAUUCCCAACAUGAUCAAUAGAAGUAGUGAGGCUACCAUCCUCCAACCUAAUGUACGUAAUGGUAUUCCUGGCCUUGUUCCUUUUGACGAUAGCGUGGAAAUACCUUGUGCCCUUAUCCGCCUCAAGGAUAUGUGUAGCUUUCGCACGCUGUUGGAAGAAACUACAUUCGGCCUCACCUAGGAAGGUGGCUCUUUUCCUCACCCCAUUUACUUGCUCUUUGAGGUCGGCAUCAUCGGGAGAAUCAAGCAACAACCUGUUAAGCCUUUUAAAAUCUUCCUUCGCAUUUUUUGCCUUCAUAGAAAUAUGACCGAAUUCCACUUUGUUAAGAUUCUUAAGCGGCUGUUUUAGCAACUUAAGUUUCUUAGCAAUUUGGAAUUGAGCCGUGCCUUGAAUAUUCACAUUCCAAUUCUGCAAAAGUAUGUUAGUGAAAGCACAAUGUUGUAACCACAUGUUAAAAAAUUUGAAUGAUUUCGGCCUGAGAGAGGUAUUGUUGAGUAUAGACACCACGGAAGCCGUGUGGUCAAACUCGACCUCCAUUUCAGCGAAAUGGGCCUUGCAUUCGAUCCUCAAACGAGCCCACGUCUCAUUUAACAAUACCCGGUCAAGUUUUGCCCAAAGAGGUCCCUUAUUCCACGUAAAGAAUUCCCCCGUGGAUGGGGCAUCUUGAAGGCUAGCCCGGAUUUUAAAAUCAAGUAAGUCUUUUAAAAGAUAGUUCGAGGGUGCGUUAGAACCCAAUCUCUCAUUAGGAGAGUAAACACAAUUAAAGUCACCCGCUAAGAACCAAGGGUCUUUAAUUUGAUCCCCAAGCAAAGAGAGGUGCUCCCAUAGAGACCUACGCCUCAAAACUGUAUAUAGCGAAUAGAUAAAAGUAGCAUGAAAAACAGUUUGAGACGUGAGGCAUAGGCAUUUGAAGUGCAUGUGUUGUUGGAGAUAUUUAAUUGUGAAUCAAGUUGGUCAUAGAUUAGCUUUAUAUUUAAUCCUUGUAUUUAAAUAGUGCAUAAAUUAGAUAGAAAUCAGGCCAAGUGUUAGGCCCAUUUAAACAGGCCAAAAGCCUGGUACGCCUAACCUAAACCUCGCCUAUAAAAAGGGAGCCGAGGUUUAGGAAAAGGCUGAACGUCGUACUUAUUAUUCAUAGCCUUACGCUUAUCAUUCUGCUGUACGUUCCACGGUUUAUCAAAGAAGGUUUUACGGUGAUUCAUUCUGUGUUCAUCUUUACGUUUAAUCUUCCUUGUUAGAUCGAUUAUUCAUUGCUGUUACAGAAACAAGGACUAACAAUUGGUAUCAGAGCCGAUCGAGAACGAUCAGAAGAACUCCUGCAGAAUACUCUGUUUUUUGUUAACGAAAUUCAUUCUGUCGAUUUUUUGCUCUGUAAUUUUGUUUCUUGUUCAAAAGUUGUAAAAGUUACACCUUUGGAAUCGCCUUUUCAAAGCGAUCAAAGGGUAUACUUCAGUUUGUGUUUUACGCAAUUUUAGAUUUCGAGAUAUCUCGAGCUAGGCAUCUCGACAUCCUACUUCUUCACAGGUUCUGCUACGUUUUUCGAGUUGAAAACUUUACCAGAAGAUCUCGACAUUCAACUCUACAGGAAACUAUCUUCAGAUUUUGUUUAUCUGAUUUUUACGGGUUGCAGAAUUUCGACAUUGAGGAUUUCGACAUCUAGGAUUUCGAAAUCUUGAUUUCGAGAAAAGGAUUCGACAUCUGUUCUCGACAUUUGACUCAUCAGAUUAAGAUUUCGAGAGAUUAACUUCUCGACAUUUCAAAUCUCGAGAUCAGCCUCUCGAAAUUUGAAAUCUCGAGAUCCCUAAUCUCGAGAUCCUUAAUCUCGAGCCCAAAUCUCGAUAUCGGGCCUCCUUUAUCGAAAUCUGAGAUUUCGAUAUUCAGAUCUCGACAUCUGAUUUUUCGAGAUUCUGCCUCUGAAAAUCUUUUGAUCAAUUUUCUCGAACGGUCAGUUUAGUACAGCAAUGGGUUCAGAAUACAAUGCACAAGGGAACAGCAGUACCCCUCCUAGCCUCAGGAAGGGAGAAUAUCAAAUGUGGAGGAACAGAUUUCUAAACUUCCUCGAGCACAAAGAGAACUCUUCUGCAAUGCUCGAAUCCUUGCUUGAAGGACCAGCUGAACUCUUGAUUUCAGUUGGUGGAGAUCCAGAGAACAAUCCUCCUAUUUUUCCAGAAAUAAGAAGAAAAGUGCCGUCUGAAUACACAGAAGCUGACAAGCUCAGACUUCGUGGUGAUCUUAUGGCCAAAACGUACCUCCUUCAAGCAAUACCAAAUGAGGUUUAUGUUCUCAUAGAUAGCAUGCAGACAGCUAAGGAAAUGUGGGAUGAAAUAGAGAAGCUGCUACAAGGCACAAGCAUCAGCCUCAAAACAAAGAAGACUACGAUUCUCAUCGCUUAUGACUCCUUCAAAGCAGGUCCAGGAGAACCAUUGAAUGAGACUACAACAGACUUGUUCAACUGGUAAAUGAACUCAGAAAGAUCAAAGUAUUCAGGUCCAAUCUGGAACUGAAUAUUAGAUUUUUAUCCAGCCUGCAUCCUGCAUGGGAAAAGACAGUGAAGGAUGUCAGAUCUCGGAUAGAUUUGGACGAAAUUGACCUCUGCACACUCUAUGAACAUCUGAAACAAUUUGUCAACGAGGUUGCCUGUGCUGAGGAUCAUCACACCACAAACCCCUUAGCUCUAGUAAUGGAGGCUCAGCCAAGAAGAACAACCACUUCACUAAAGAAGAAAAAGAAGAAGGUGGUGGUUGAAUCAGAUGAUGAUGAUGAGUGAUGAUGACAAAUCUGAUCUAGAGGCUGAGCUAGCUGACUUACAGAAGAAGAUGGCACUGCUGGCCAAAAGAUUUGCUAAAAAGAACACCUCUUCCAACAGGCUAAGAACUUCCUCCUCAAACUACAAGCAGAAGAACCAUGAUCAAGGAUCUUCUAGGAAGGCAUCAUCAGCAGAAGAAGCUCCUAAAUGCUAUAAUUGCGGCAAGCCUGGACAUGUGAUUAAAGAUUGCCGCCUCCCAAAGAAGAAAGAUGCUAACUUCUACAAGCAGAAGAUGUUGUGGAAUAAGCAGAAAAUGCUGAUGGUGCAGAAAGAAGAAGAAACCUCUGCCAUGAUUGCUGAGAAUGAGAACUGGGCAGAAGAUUCUUCUGAGGAGGAGGAGGAGGAAGAUAAUUAUGCCCUUAUGGCACGUGUGGAAGGAGAUGAAAGAAAGGGUGAUGUUGCGAUCCCCGAAGGCGAGUGCACAACAAGCUCUGUAAGUACCUCCCAUACUUCUUUAAAUAAUCAAAUGCAGUCCUUACUUGAAAAAGACAAUCUAAUCAAAGAACUAAAGGAGAGACUAGACAAUAAUCAUAGAGUUCUGAAACAGAAUCUAGACCAAAAGUCUUCCUUAAGUAUUCAACUUGAAAUUGCAAAAGAUCAGGUCAAAAAGGUGUCCUCAGAUUUUGAAUGCUUUGAACUUAAGAUAGCUGAAUUAACUAAGAAAUUUGAGGACAGUGAACGGGAAAAAAUCACAGCAAAGGCUGAAUGCGAUUUUUUGCAUAACAAAAGAAGAACGCUUUUAAAUAAAGUAAAAGAACUAGAAGAUCUAGCUGCUAGAAGAGGUCAAUCUGAACAAACUGUUUUUCUGCUUAACAACAAACAAAAGGAUGACCGAUUCUACAAUGCUAAAACAGGACUGGGCAUAACCAACCCACGUAAUCUUAAGAAAGUUAAUUGCCUUCAAUUCUAUAACAAAGAUUACAUGGGACUAGGGUUUGGCGAGAAAAUGUAUUUUCGAAGUGAUGAAGACUAUGCUGAAGCAGAAGAAGAAAAGAGAAAGAAACCAAAACCUGCGAUUUCUUGUGAUUAUCCCUCUGUAAAUGAAAAACAACUUUCAGAAGAAAAACCUACUUCCAGCUUUAGUGAAUGCCUUGACCCUUAUGCCAAAGAUAUUCCUCACAUAGGACACCCUCUAGACCCUCCCCCAAGAGUUGGUAUUGCUAAAACUGGUGAGGAACCAUGUAUUUUUCCCAUGGCUCAAAAGCUCAAAAACCUACAGAAAACUCUUGAUGACGAGAGAGAGAGAUUUGAAACUGAAAAGAAAUGUUUUGAGCGCAACUGGCAGGAACUUCUUCAAAAAUUUAAUGAUUUGAGUGAGCAGUUUCAUGCUAAAACAGACCCUUCAACGACCAAGCCUGACAGCUCACACACCUCACAUGAGAAAAACAAUGCUUUUAAAGGUUCGUCCACUCAUCUCUCUUCUCCUUUGUUUACAGGGAAGGAAAUGAAUAAGGAAGGAGAAGAGAAGAAUGAGUGGAGGAAAAAGAGGAAGGAAAUCGCAGAUGGCAAAAAGAAAGUUUUCGAGAACAAUGCCAGCCCUAGAUCUAGUUCAAUUUUUUACUCAAAAGUUAAUUGUAAUUCUGUCUCUACAAAGCAAACUUCUAGUAGUUCAGUCUUGAGUCCCAAGCUGAAUAUUUCUGAGACAUCUUCUAGACAAAGUUCUAUUUAUAAUACAAGUGUUGCUUAUGGUUAUUCUGUUCCAGAUCCCCAUAAUUAUGAAUGUGAUAUGAAUGUUGUUAAAUCUAAGCCUUCCAGAAAGCUUAAACCUGAAAAAGAAACCAAGAAAGGAACUUCUAAGGGAACGUUUUGUAUUCCAGAUAUGAAAUAUGCCCUUAGAGUUCAUUCUAGGAAACAUCUUAAUCGGCUUUCUAAGGAGGAGAUUUUCAAAACCAAACUCAAGAAACAACCGUUCAAUCACAAAGCACCUGUCUACUCUCCUCCUGAACCUAAAACGGAAAGAUGGGUCCCCAAGAUAAGACCCGUCAAAGCUGAAACUAAGAGGUGGGUCCCCAAGAUGAGACCUACCAAAACUGAAACGGAAAGGUGGGUCCCCAAGAUGAGACCUACCAAAUCUGAAACGGAUAGGUGGGUCCCCAAACGAAGACCCAUCCAAACUAAAACUGAAAGGUGGGUCCCCAAACUUAGACCCAUCCAAAUGGAAAGGUGGGUUCACAACACCAGACCCACCAAAAUGGAAACUGCUAGGUGGACUCCAAAAACCAGACACACUGCAAAAGCAGAUCUGGCUAUUGGAAAGCCCACCAAAGAUAGAUCUUUUGUUGAAAGAGCAGCUGACCUUGGAUCACUGCUCAAAGCAAGAUUUAAAAAGGUGUUUCUUGAUAAUAAGGAAGGACCCACUCCAAGUUGGGUACCUAAACCUAUUUGAUUGUUUUGCAGGACGGUCAUGUGUGGCACUUAGACUCAGGAUGCUCAACCCACAUGACCGGAAUAAAGCACCUUUUGAGCAACUACACCAACUGCUACGGAGGAAAUGUCAGAUUCGGGAAUGACGCCUCAUCUCCUAUCCUUGGGUAUGGGGACGUCGUUUGUGCCAGUGUCACAAUAAAAGAUGUUUCUUUCGUCAAAGGGCUCAAACACAACUUACUGAGCAUUGGACAAUUCUGUGACAGCGGGAUGGAAGUGAGAUUCUUUGCAAAACAAUGCUGUGUUCUUGACAGCACAGGAAAUACAUUAUUAACGUGUUACAGAACAUCAAAUUUGUACACUAUUGAUCUGAAAAGCGUCCAAUCCACCACUUCCAUCUGUCUGCUGUCCAAAGCUUCAACUGAACAGAACAACCUAUGGCACAGACGUCUCUCCCAUCUGAACUUCAAACAUCUAUCAACCUUGUCCUCCAAGAAACUUGUCAAGGGGCUUCCUCUGCUAAAGUCUUCCGCUGAAAAUCAUUGUAGUGCCUGCAAAAUGGGCAAAAUGACGUGAAGCUCCCACAAGUCAAAAACUGAACCUUCAUCUACUCAUCAGUUGCAGCUAAUACACAUGGAUCUGUGUGGACCUAUGAGAGUUCAAAGCAUCAACGGUCGCAAAUACACUCUGGUGAUCGUUGAUGACUUCUCUAGGUAUACAUGGACAAAAUUUCUCCGAUCAAAAGACAAAGCUGCGGAAAACAUUAUGACCUUUAUCAGAACGAUCCAGAAACUGCUACAGCACAGUGUUCGAAUUGUGAGAACUGACAAUGGUACCGAGUUUAAAAAUCAAACUCUCACUGAGUUCUAUGAAUCACUCGGUAUCACUCAGCAAUUUGCAGCAGCUAAAACUCCCCAGCAGAACGAAGUUGUUGAGAGAAAGAACAGAACCCUUGUUGAAGCAGCACGCACCAUGUUAAUUCAAUCAAGACUGCCUCACUUCAUGUGGGCAGAUGCAAUCAAUACUGCGUGCUUCACUCAGAACAGAACCUUCAUCCACAAGCGCUUCGACAAGACUCCAUAUGAGAUCCUAUUCAACAAAACUCCUGAUAUUUUUUUCCUCAAGGUUUUUGGCUGCAAGUGCUUCAUACUCAAUGAUCGGACAGAGAGAAGUAAGCUGGAUCCCAAAGCCAGAGAAGGCGUGUUCAUUGGCUACUCACUGCAAUCCAAAGCUUACCGAGUCUACCUCAGAGACAAGCGGACUGUCAUCGAGAGUGUAAACGUUACAUUCUAUGAAAUGGCAGACUUUGCUAUUGAACAUCUCCAGACCGAUCCAUCCACUGCUGUACCAGUAGCUUCUGAUAAAGCUGAACCAAACACAGAACACGACGAUGUGAUUCUCGACUCUCUCUUCAGAAACUUUUACGAGAACUCACAAUCUCCACCUCCUGCAUACACUCCAGAGUCAACAUCAACUCCAACAGCAGAGAUUCCGCUCCUCACAGGACCAGAUGACGUACCAUCCACACCCUCAACCCCUCAAACCAAUCCCAGAGGUGUGGAUGAUCACGGCUUUGCCAUAAGUCCGGAAUCAUCUCCACUACACACCACAGCUGCCCCAGAGCCUUCAAACUCAUAUCAGGACUCAGAUCAACCAAUAAUUACUCCAACUCCUCUAGCUCAUGAGAGGAAGUGGACGAGAGCACAUCCUGUUGAACAAAUAAUAGGUGAUCCAAGUCAAGGUGUGCGAACAAGAUCAGCAACAACAAAUGAAUGUCACUAUGCAUGCUUUCUAAGCAAGAAUGAACCGUCCAAAGUCUCAGAGGCACUCGCUGAUCCAGAUUGGGUGAUUGCCAUGCAAGAUGAGCUCAAUCAAUUUGACAGACUAGAUGUAUGGACACUCGUGCCUAAACCCCCUCAGAAAACCAUCAUUGGCACAAAAUGGGUGUUCAAGAACAAGAAGGAUGAAGAAGGCAUAGUGAUACGGAACAAGGCACGACUGGUCGCUAAAGGAUAUAAUCAGCAAGAGGGCAUAGACUAUGAUGAAACAUUUGCACCCGUAGCAAGAAUUGAAGCAAUCCGCCUUUUUCUUGCGUACGCGGCCCACAAGAACUUUACUGUCUUUCAAAUGGACGUCAAGACUGCCUUUCUGAAUGGAGUCUUGGAAGAAGAAGUCUAUGUCGCUCAGCCCGAAGGAUUCGUAGAUCCCAAAUAUCCCGACCAUGUGUACAAGCUAAAGAAAGCUCUGUAUGGGUUAAAACAGGCACCAAGAGCUUGGUAUGAUGCAUUAACCGAAUUUCUGGUUGAUUCAGGUUUCUCAAAAGGGAAGAUUGAUACCACACUUUUCAUCAAGCGACAGAAGUCUGACAUCAUCCUGAUUCAGAUCUAUGUUGAUGACAUUAUCUUCGCCUCCUCAAAUCCACGCCUGUGCAAACACUUUGAGAAACUGAUGAAAACCAAGUUCGAAAUGAGCAUGAUGGGCGAACUGAAUUUCUUUCUAGGCCUGCAAGUAAGACAACUCUCUGACGGCAUUUUCAUCAAUCAGUCAAAGUACAUUCUGGAAAUGCUUAAGAGAUUCAACAUUGAUGGCAAAUCUUCCAUGACGACCCCCAUGUCCCCAAACAACAAACUGGACUCAAACCCCUCCGGGAAGCCAGUUGAUGCUACAAACUACAGGGCCAUCAUUGGAUCUUUGCUAUAUCUCACAUCAAGCAGACCUGACAUUGUUUUCUCCACAUGCUUAUGUGCACGCUUUCAGGCAAAUCCGAAGGAAUCCCAUCUGACCGCUGUUCGAAGAAUUCUGAGAUACCUCAAAGGCACUGUGAAUCUAGGCCUUUGGUAUCCCAAGCACUCAGGUUUUGACCUAGUCGGAUACUCAGAUGCUGACUUUGCUGGUUGCCGGAUGGACCGCAAAAGCACAUCGGGGGCAGUCCAAUUCUUGGGCGAUAAGUUAGUCUGCUGGUCUUCCAAGAAACAGAACUGUGUGUCAACAUCUACGGCCGAGGCAGAAUACGUCGCGGCUGCUAGCUGUUGUUCACAAAUAUUAUGGAUGAAGACCCAGCUAAAGGACUACGGUUACACUCUCCGCCAUAUCCCGAUCUACAGUGAUUCACAAAGCGCCAUAGCCAUCACCAGCAACCCGGUUCAUCACUCCCGCACCAAACACAUCGACCUGCGCUAUCAUUUCAUCAAGGAUCAUGUGGAAAAAGGAGACAUUGACAUGUAUUUUGUAAGCUCAGAGCUUCAACUGGCUGACUUGUUCACUAAGGCAUUGGAUGAAAAACGAUUCCAGUUCCUAGUCUCCAAGUUGGGCAUGUUGAACCUCGAGCCCAUUUAAAUAUGUCUCCACUGAUCUAAAAAGUGUGUGUGUGUGUGGGACUUGUAAAAAGUGUGUGUGUGUAGGAUUUGUAAAUAGUGUGUGUGCGUUGCAUGUGUUGAGGGGGAGAAAACCAGAAAAAUAACAAACAAAAAAAUAGUGUGCGUGUGUUGCAUGUGUUGAGUGUGUGUGAAAAAUCAAAAAGAACAAAAAAAAAAUAGUGUGUGUGCGUUGCAUUUGUACAUAUUUGUUCGUUGCAUUUUUUGAGGGGGAGAACAUUUUCACUGUUUGAGGGGGAGAAAAUUUUCACUGUUUGAGGGGGGAGCUAAUUUUCACUGAUUGAGGGGAGCCUUUAUUUUUUACUCAUUUGGGCCUCAAAAAUCUUUUAAAAAUGGCAUUUUGUGCUAGCCCAUACUUUCGGGCUCAUCUAUUUCGAAAGAGGCCCAAUCUUCUCGCGUAUAUAAGCCCUCGUGAAACCCUUCAUUCUUAUGUUUCUAAAAUCUUUUCGCAAAGGCACGGACUUUUCGCAUCUCAGAGCUCCUGACCGUUUCUCCUUCUUCUUCCCGAAAUACCGUUUUCGAAAUCCCCUCAGACCGUUUUCGCAAUCUCCAUCUCCUGUUUCUUAUUCACAACUACUUACGAAGGUAGUUCUUCGUUCGAAAUCAUAAUCUUCAACAUCGUUCGAAAACGAACGAUGAUUCUCGCAAAUCGAUUGUUUUUUCUCAAAAUCAAAAUAAAAAAAAAAGGUUUUUGUUAGAUUAUAGGUCGAAAUAGCUUGUUAUCGUUUUGUUAUAUCGUUGUAUUUGCAGGUGGAUUCUUCGCUUCGAAAUCACGAUUUCGAGAUUUUGGAUUUCAAGAUCUCGAGAUCGUCGAUUCAUCUUCUCGAAAUCAAGAUCUCGAGAUGGGCAUCUCGACAUCUUGAUCUCGA
This is a messenger RNA of Cuscuta europaea, 12359 nucleotides long. Lineage: Eukaryota; Viridiplantae; Streptophyta; Magnoliopsida; Solanales; Convolvulaceae. The record is from the annotation of a GenBank genome assembly.